Messenger RNA from Colletotrichum abscissum, 1302 nucleotides. RefSeq lists its product as uncharacterized. The transcript has 5 exons. NCBI's taxonomy places the organism in Eukaryota, Fungi, Ascomycota, Sordariomycetes, Glomerellales, Glomerellaceae. The record is from RefSeq and is a predicted model, not a curated record. The coding region runs from base 1 to 1302 and encodes 433 amino acids.
AUGGCGUCUUUCCUGGCGCAUCAAUGUGCUUGUGGCGAAGCGUUCCCCGACGAGGCAUCGCGUUUUGCUCACCUUUUGCACUACGAGAGCUGGCUUCAAUCGCUCUCCAAAGAAAUAGAGCUUUGCAAAACACACAAAGCGAUACAGGGUCAACAGCCGGGCUUAGAUGUAGGUUUUCUGCAUAACAGCUAUCUCAAGGGGGUUGGCUGUCCGUUGAGCAAUUUGAGCACCUGCAAUCAGUCGUUUGACUCGAGAUCCGAUUUAUUUCAACAUUUUGGACAACACAUCGAGUGCGAAGAGGUGUGUGUAUUCUGCUAUAGUCGAUUCCAUCGCGCCAGCGAAUACAUCAGUCACACCAGACUUCGAUGUUCGGAGCAGAGUUGGACGAACGAUGAAGUCAAAAUUCUUUACGUCGAAGCUAGUCGCAGAAAGCUAUUCGCCAAAAUCGAGAGAGAGCUCGAGUCAGCAGUGCUCCAAGAGCAGCAAGCAAAUAGCGGCGUUCCUGCGCUCAAAGGGGCUGCGUUGGCUCUGCCCGAUACUACAGAAGUCGAUCCGCGUCGCUCCGUCCCGGCUGCUCGGGGAGCAUCUCAGUCAAUCUCAACGGAGGCACCAAGACUGGCACCUCCAUCGUCCUUUCCGCCAUCUUCAGGCAUCGCUUGCCCGACUGUAUAUUCGACAACAUUCAAUGUGACCUCGCCGCAUCUCUCAGCACAAGCGCUGAAUGAUAAGACAAUGCCAGAAAGCAUAGGGACGGAUGCAUUGACCCAGUCAUCACAUGGCCAACUCGCACCUUUCGUAAUGCCAUCCAACCAGCAAGCAACCCAGCCGGAGCCGGACUUCGAUUUCUUCUUCACCCAACCCCACGUGAGCGCGUCUUUCGAUGCACCCGUCUCGAUCAUCAACACAAACAGAUCUUUGUCCCAGGUAGCGCGAAGAUGUAGAGAAGUUCCAGACCCUAGAGAAUAUAGCGUUCCAAUCUGUCCCGACCCUCGAUGCGCGACAUGUCUUUCCAUGGGCGAGGAGUGGCAGGAAUCAGGUUGUCAAAGCUGCCAUCUGUCGCAGCCGCUUCGUUCUCUUACCACCCCGGGGAUGAUGAGCACUAUAAAUGCCAAAUUCGAUGGCCUGAAGUACAAAGUCUUUCAUCCGAAGGCUUGCUACACUUCGAGGUAUUUCAUUUCAGCGGCACUAUGCCUCUCAAGGUGCCUGGCGAGAAGUUCAUAUCGACAAAUCCAGAGCACAAGAGAACCUGGGAGAAGUCUAAAGGUGGCUGGGUGGGUCGGCCAACAGAUGCAGUGCGCCUAG